AAAACCAGACCUUCCAUGCUGUGUAAUGUGUAUGGAUGAGAGAGACAGCCAUAGAGGUUGAAGUUAGAUAGAAAAAGAGAGAGAGAGAGAGAUUUGGAGGGGGUUUAAGAGAGGGUUUUAGGUCCACCAACUGGUAGUUAGAGAUUGAGCUCCUUAACCAAACUCUUGAUUCAUCAUCAAUCAAAGUUCAAGUCUUUGAAACAAGGAAGGAGAAGAAGAAACAGAGAUAUCUGUAACAGAGCAGCAACAACUUGUUUUUUUUAUCAAAGCAAAACUACCAAGAAAAGCUAAGAAACCCACCAAAGCCCAAAAAUAGAAACCCAAUUCUGGAAAAAGCAAAGUCAUCAUUUUCCUUGAGUGACUGACCGGUAAUGGAUGGAGAAUAUGUAUGAUUGCAAAGAAGAGAGAGAGAGAGAGCAAAAGUGAAAAAACUCCCAAGCCCCUUUUGAAUUAUUACUCUUUCACUUGUUUUGUUGGGCAGAAAAUACUCUGUUUCUUUGGUUGAAUAAAAGACUUGUUCUUGGGAUCGGAAAGUGUUUGGUUCUGAGAGGACUCUGUUUAAGCGAUCCGGUGUUGUUCUCUAAGACUGACUUUCCUGUUCCCCCAAACAUCCCACAACUGUUGCAGGUUUCCAGUUUUUGGGUUGAGUAUGUGAUCUGUGUCAAUACAACUGGGCGAGAAGAUUUCGAAGUUGAGACAAAUAUGGCAACUUAUUAUACUAAUUCAAAUAAUCAAAAGGACGGUACGCCAAUGCUCUAUUCAAGGGAACCUUUAACUAGUUCAUAUCCAGAAACACCUGUUCUUCCUGGUAACAUGAUGAUGUAUAUGAACUCGGGGUCAUAUUCGGAUGCAUUAGCUGGGAGUUCUCAGCAGCAAAACAACUGCAUUGAAGUCGUUUCCUCAGUGGGGGCUUCGGAUUCCAAUACACAACAGCAGGAUGUGUUAUCACAUCUUGGUGGCUCACGUAUUGGAGAGCAAGGAUUCAAUGCAUGGAGAGAUGGUAGAAAUGAGAUGCUAGUUACGAAUCCGAUGGAUGGUUCUGCAGCUAUUCUUCAUGGCGGACAGAACUUGCAAGGCCAGGGAUUGUCCCUCAGCCUCUCAUCAGGAAUGCAAGUGCCUUCUAUGUCAUACCGGAAUCCCAAUAUGGGUUUUGCUUCAUUCUUAAGUCCUAAUCCAUCACUGUCAAGUGAGGGCAGGAAUGGCUCUUUCAGAGAUGACCAGCCAAGAAAUGUCGAAUAUUUGCAACCUAGUUUUCUUGGAGGCAAUGCGGAUUCAAGUAAAGGGGAUUUGUCUCCAUAUGGGAUGUCGAGUAUUGCAAGGAACAUUCCCAAUUCCAAGUAUCUGAAAGCAGCACAACAACUGCUCGAUGAAGUUGUCAACGUCCAGAAAGCACUGAAGCAGCAUGACAGGGAGAAGAACGAAAGCACAAAUGAGCAUAUGAUGAAGAGUUUCAAGGAGGGUGAUGAUGGUUCAAAGAAUGAGCUUGAAAGUGGAGAAUCUUCAAACCCCCAAGAGUCCGCCAGUAAUUCAUCGUGUGAGCUUUCACAUGCUGAGAAACAAGAGUUGCAAAACAAGAUGACUAAGCUUCUGUCUAUGUUAGAUGAGGUUGAUAGAAGGUACAAACAAUAUUAUCAUCAGAUGCAGAUUGUGGUAUCAUCGUUUGAUGCGAUAGCAGGAAGUGGGGCAGCUAAACCAUACACAGCAGUUGCUCUUCAAACUAUUUCUCGCCACUUUCGAUGCUUACGUGAUGCAAUCACAGGCCAGAUACGAGCAACCCAAAAAAGCCUUGGGGAGCAAGGUACUUCAGGAAGCAUUAAAGGGGUUGGAAUUACUCGCCUCCGUUACGUGGAUCAGCAGCUCAGGCAGCAGAGAGCCCUUCAGCAGCUUGGUAUGAUGCAGCAACAUGCAUGGAGGCCACAAAGAGGUCUGCCAGAAAGUUCUGUUUCGAUUCUGCGAGCAUGGCUGUUUGAGCAUUUCCUUCAUCCCUAUCCCAAGGAUUCUGAUAAGAUCAUGCUAGCAAGGCAGACAGGCUUGACCAGAAGUCAGGUCUCAAACUGGUUUAUAAAUGCACGGGUGCGUCUCUGGAAACCCAUGGUUGAGGAGAUGUACAAAGAAGAGGCUGGUGAUGCUGAAAUGGACUCUAAUUCUUCAUCUGAAAAUGCACCCCAAACCAAAAAAGGUGAGAAGAGGACCUUGGAAGACGGAGGGGAAGAUAUGCAACCUAGUGCAAGUUCCACAGGCACUGAUAGAUGCAGCACGGGACAAUUUAUGGACUCCAAACCUGAUCAUUAUGAUGUGGAAAUGGCUGGAUCCACUGGGUCUGCCAGCUUCCAAAAUGGGACUUGUCGUGAAGCUGAAGCUGAAUUUGGGCUAGUGAAGCUUAGGCAGGGAGAAAGAACUGGCAUGGAUGAAAGUAGUUUCUUUACUGAUGGAAUGGUUCAGUCUGAUAGGAGCAGCGAAAGGUUUAUGGCUGCAUACCACAUGCCGGAGUUGGGGAGGUUUGGAAGUGGAAGCGGCGUGUCUCUAACAUUGGGGUUGCAGCAUUGUGAUGGUGGUAACAUUCCUAUCUCUAGUGGGACUCCUCACAGUUUUGUUGCCAUGAGAGAUGAUGAUUUGUACAAUGCAGCAGCCUCUUCCGUCGGGUCAGAGACCGCAGAUUUCGACCAGCAGCACAGAUUUGGUUCCUCCCAUCUAUUACGCGAUUUCGUAGUGUGAAAGAUGCUUCAUUGCAUAUCCACAUUGGUUCUGUUGAUUCUUAGGGGGAGAAGACAAAAGAUAGUGUUAGGGUUUUGACUUGCUUGCAAGUUUUGAAAGGAAAGACUGUUCUCCUCGAAACAUAAAAGAUACAGUUGUAAUAUAUGAAGAACUUGAUGAAGCUCAGCAUAUUUGUAAAGAUAAGAUGCAUAUUAUUUGUUUAAUUUGUGCAAGGGAAAAUGUACAACCAAUGCCGGCCAACUGUUGGUGAUGGUAUUGAAGAGAAAAAGAAAACAAGAAAUUAUAUAUAGUUUGUAAUAAUAAAGCUUCCUUGGAAUUGUCUGACUGUUA
This is a messenger RNA of Rosa rugosa (rugosa rose), 3045 nucleotides long. Its product is annotated as BEL1-like homeodomain protein 6. Lineage: Eukaryota; Viridiplantae; Streptophyta; Magnoliopsida; Rosales; Rosaceae. Gene Ontology annotation, molecular function: DNA-binding transcription factor activity, RNA polymerase II-specific; RNA polymerase II cis-regulatory region sequence-specific DNA binding. The record is from RefSeq and is a predicted model, not a curated record. Gene Ontology annotation, biological process: regulation of transcription by RNA polymerase II. Bases 703 to 2715 code for a protein of 670 amino acids. The transcript has 6 exons.